GCUGAGUCUUUGUCUGCAUAAGCUCCAGAGUGUUGCAUAGCAUCCUGCUGACCUACUGGGUAAUGACAGAGUGUAGACCUCAGUCCUUUCCCUCACCUGUCACCUCCAUCCCAUCUCCAGCUCUGCCUCUCUCCAUGGCAACUUUUAUUUCCUCAGUUAGCCAUUCUGACUAGAGUAAGAUGAAAUUCCAAGUUAGUUUUAAUUUGAGUUUCUGUGAAGGCUCAGCAUGGUGGACACUUUUGAAAGUAUGUUAUAGCUAUGUGUAUUUUUUUUGUUCUGAGAAUUUUGCUUUUAGUUUCACUUUCUGUUUUUCAAUUUUUUUUGGUUUUGUUCCAUCAGUUGAAUGUAGGGACUUGGCUAUGUGGUUAUUUGUCGAGGGGAAUUUACUGGGAACACCCACAUGCUACAGAAGCACUGGUCCCCAGAAUCUUCACAGGCCACACCCCAUCCUUGUUGUUAGGAUUGGUGUCUGUCUGUGUCCAAUCAAGAAGAGUCUAGCUGUUCCAGUACAUUAUGAAUUUAUGCUCUGUGUUUUCUGGCUGUAGAUUACUGCAUCGCACAGAAACAUUGGCUAAAGAUAUGGGGAUUCCAGGGAACAGCAUCCCCCUUCCUCUUUAAAUUGUAGCAUUGAGAAUUUAAAGCCAGAAUAUCAAGUGGGUAGAGGAAAGGUUGCUCAGCUUAGAGCUGUGUGGUAGAAUGAAAUCAGAGACAGGUCUUGUUCAAGAACACAUCCUCUUCCUCUUUUGUGUUGGAUGUCACCAUCCCCUCCCUCAGCCUGCUCAUUCUCAUGGAUGUGUCCCACCGUGUGGUCUGUGUCAUUGGUUCUGUGUGGUGUUUAUGUGGAGAUCUGGCAUGAGGCACUUCCAUGGGCCUUGGAGCUGCUCUUCUUGGAUUUGUGUCUUCUACUUCAAAUUACAUUUUAGACAAUCACGUCCGGCACAUUAUGGCUAUCUUCAUUGUGUUAACCCUUGGAGUUCUAUUGCUGGAUGCUUGGAAGAGCAGAAGAGAGCCCAUGGGGCCUUGAGAGAGCCCUAAGAUGAGAACCUAGCUGCUCCCUUCUACACCUCAACAAAAUGUUGGCAAUCAAGAGUCUAAAAGGAGAUGUGAUUUCUCUACUGAGUACUGAGUGUCUGUAUAUGUGGUACAAUACCUGCGAUGUGACUGGAAUUACAGAAUUCCUUGUGCGGUUUUUGUAGGAGAGAUUCCCCCUAGCAGCAGAUCCCUGUUUCUGUCUUCUAUAUCCUGUAGGACAUCUCUGUGCAGUGUCAAUUCUUCAUUUCUUAUUUCUCUGCACAGGAUUGCUUUCCUCUGCAGUCUUCCUUGCCACCCUGGGGACAUCCUACUUUGGAAUGUGAGUGUAUUGCAUUGUUGACAUCAACACAGAAUUGUCACCAGUGCUAACACCCUGCACACAUGGGAAUGUCAAAGGUUUCCCCUGGUCCUUGUGUAGAUGUUGGUAGUGAGUGUAGUAAGUUUCAUAUGCAAUGUCCUCUUCCAUGACUGAAGCUUUAGGCUGUUCUCCUCCAGAGACCACCUAUGCCAGGAACUAACCCUCCCCUCUCAUUCCUGCUAUAUAUAACAGUAGCAAGUCAAUGAGUUUCCAGUUUGCUUGUUCAUCUCCAACAGAGUGUGUACUGUCCACCUGACCCCAACUUUGCUUACUUCCUUUGAGUCUUUCUUCAGUGUCUUUCCCCCAGUCAGAUUCUCAAACUCAGCUGCAUGUCCUGCAUCUCUACCCAUCGUGUGUAAGGAGCUGCCUACUUGGUCUUGUAUGCUCACUAUGCUCCUCUACCACGGGCCCUGUGAGCGAAUUCCAUGCUUCAGUGUGUUUCCUUAUCAAGAACAGCACUUGCCUUCUUUCUUUUGAUCACCAGAUGUGUUUUAUUGGGAUUCUUUAUUUCAUUGGUGGCACUAGACUUUUGACUCAUCCCUUUGCCAGCGCCUUCCAUGUACCUCUAGCUUAUUUUCUUCCUCCCCCCACUGAUAUCUUAUUAUACACUUGCUUCUGAAAACAUUUCUUAGGUAUGUGUAUUUCUUGUUCUCAAAUGUUUAGUUCCACUAUUUUUAUUUUAUGUUUUGUUUUGUUUUGUCAGUGAGAUGUAGGGACUUGGCUACAUAGUUAUUUGGUCAUGGGAAUUUACUGGGAACAUCCACAUACUAUAGAAGCACUGGUCCUCAGCAUCUUCACUGGCCACCCCCCCCCAAAUCUAUGUUUUCAGAUUUGGUGUCUGCCUGUGUCCCAUCAAAAGAGUCUGACUGUUCCAGCAGAUUAUGAAUUUGUGCCUCGUAGUGUCUGGAUGCAUCCUACUGCAUCUCACUGAAAUAUUGGUCAUAACUCUCCUACAUCAGAUAUGGGGAUGCCAGGGAACAGCAUCCCCCUAUGUAGGGAGAGAUUUUACAUAUCUGUAGCUACAACCACUCUGGUGUGUGUGUGUUCACAGGUACCUAGAAUGUACAGGGGAUAAAUGGAGCUAGGGAAAGGAAAGUCUCUCUUUGGGCUUUGGUUUCAACGUGGAGAGCAGCGUGUGGACACUUGGCUCUCGGCUUUCUUGGCUUUUCACGUAAAUGAUUUCUCUUCCAAUAAAAUAUCAUAGGACAUCACUAUUUUUGUAGUUUAAUAUUUCUGCAUCACCCCUUCCACUUUAGAUGGCAUUGUUGAGAAUUUAAAGGCAGAAUUGUAGGUGCACAGAGGAACUGUUGCCCAUCCUAGAGCUGUGUGGUAGAGUGAAGUCACAGACAGACCUUGUGUGAGAACACAUCCUCUUCCUCUUUUGUGUUGGAUGUCACCAUCCCCUCCCUCAGCCUGCUCAUUCUCUUGGGUGUGCCCCACUGUGUGGUCUGUGCCACCCGUCCUGUGUGCUGUUUGUGUGAUCUGGCAUGAGGCACUGCCAUGGGCCUUGUAGCUACUCUUCUUGGACUUGUGGUUUUAAUGGAGCAGAAGAUCUGGGCACAGAGUGGGCUACUACCCCAACCUUCCAUCUGGGCAGUUCCAGGAGCUGUGAUUUCCACAGGCAGUGAUGUGAGCAUCUUCUGCAGGACCCCUCCAGGGGUGACCACACUCCGUCUAUACCAUUAUGGACCUUAUAUGAAAUGGUUUGAAAGUACCCCAGAGGAAGCCCAGGAGGUGUUUGAAUUCAGUCUGCAGUAUAUGACACACAUCAGUGCAGGGAUUUACUACUGUGAAUACACCAAGGGAGGAGAAUGGUCACAAAUUAGUGACAGACUGGAGCUGGUGGUGACAGGUGUUUACAUGGAGACGCCAUCCCUUACUGUGGAUUCAGGACCUCAGGGAUUCCCAGAAAGAAAUGUGACUCUCCUCUGUCACACACACUCUCCAUUUAACAUCUUCAUCCUCUGCAGAGAUGGAAAUGCCUCCUUCCCCCAGAACUGUUCACAUCAGUCCCACAGCACAUUCCUCAUCUCCCUUGUGAGCCCAGGGCACAGGAGGACCUACAGAUGCUUUGCUUCUUAUGAACACAGUCCCUCCUUGUGGUCACUGCCUAGUGAUCCCCUGAAGUUGUCAAUCCCGGUUUGGCGCAUUGCUUGGCUGUGAAUCUCUGCUUCUGCUUUCUU
Messenger RNA from Mesocricetus auratus (golden hamster), 3573 nucleotides. Its product is annotated as leukocyte immunoglobulin-like receptor subfamily A member 6. The record is from RefSeq and is a predicted model, not a curated record. The transcript is spliced from 6 exons. The coding region runs from base 2891 to 3553 and encodes 220 amino acids. NCBI's taxonomy places the organism in Eukaryota, Metazoa, Chordata, Mammalia, Rodentia, Cricetidae.